AUGAAGAAUUUUCUCUGGGGUGGGACGGAGGAAGUGAAGAGAAUGAAUUGGGUCGCCUGGGAUAUCGUCACCAGGCCUAAAAAGCUUAGCGGGCUUGGAACCAAUAAACUUAAGCUUGCGAAUGAAGCUCUUUUGUCGAAGUGGAUAUGGAGAUUCCGGUCGGAAGAGGAUAGUCUUUGGAAGAAAGUUAUUACGGCAUGCCACGGUAAGAGAAGAAAGUGGUCGUUUUUUCCAUCCAAUUCUAAUUUGACAGGGGUUUGGAAAAAUAUCAUGAGUUUAGAAUCCAAAAUGCUUAUUGACGGUAAAAGAAUUAACCUUCUUUUCAAAGGGGUGCUGGGUAAAGGGGAUUGUAUCCGAUUUUGGAUUGAUGUGUGGUUUGAGAACACUCCCCUGAUGAUUAAAUGGCCUUUGCUGUUCGCAUUGGAAAAGGAGAAAUGUUGUCUGGUUAAGGUAGGGCCCCGGAGGCUGGCUCGGGUGGUCAAUGGAGAUGGUGCUGGUCGGUACUCCACCUCUUCUUUUAGAUCUUUGUUUUAUAGUUCUUCCGGUUCGAAUCAAGGGUAUAGGCUGUGGAAAGGGGGUUGGAUUAAAUCCAAAUGUGACAUUUUCAUCUGGAGAGCAUCUCAAGAUCGGAUUCCUACGAGACAGGCGUUGGCUAGAAGGAACAUCCUGAUUGUUUCAGUGGAUUGUAUCUUGUGUGGUGCGGAUACCGAGAUUGUGGACCAUCUUUUUUCUGCUUGUAGUAUUGCGGCCUCGGUUUGGGAGAAAAUCAGCGAUUGGAUUAAGAUCCCCCCUGUAUUCGCUUUCUCGUUUGGGGAUAUUCUUUCGACUCAUGAAAGGGUUGGGGAGAACAGGAAAGCCAAAGAUAUUAUUCGGGGCCUUUUAAUGAUUGCUUGCUGGUGUAUUUGGAAAGCUUGUAACGAAAAGUUCUUCUCGAACGGUAAAGGAUGCAGUACUGAAAUCUUCGGGGAAGUGAAAUCUAUUGGUUUUCGUUGGUUAAAGUGUAGAUCUUCUCAUAAAAGUAUAGUGUGGAGUGAAUGGUGUAAGUCUCCUAUGUAUAUGCUGUAA
This is a messenger RNA of Helianthus annuus (common sunflower), 1065 nucleotides long. RefSeq lists its product as uncharacterized. The record is from RefSeq and is a predicted model, not a curated record. The transcript has 2 exons. NCBI's taxonomy places the organism in Eukaryota, Viridiplantae, Streptophyta, Magnoliopsida, Asterales, Asteraceae. The coding region runs from base 1 to 1065 and encodes 354 amino acids.